Linderina pennispora is the source of this 1637-nucleotide messenger RNA. RefSeq lists its product as uncharacterized. The record is from RefSeq and is a predicted model, not a curated record. The transcript has a single exon. Lineage: Eukaryota; Fungi; Kickxellomycota; Kickxellomycetes; Kickxellales; Kickxellaceae. The coding region runs from base 169 to 1455 and encodes 428 amino acids.
CUCAGCAGCAUACGGCCAAAAGCAUCCGAAAUCCGGUUUUCGCUUGCCGGGAUGUGGUAGCCUGCUGGCCAGCGCCUCCUACACUUGCAAGCCCGCACGCCUUUUUCCUGCUCAGGCUGCAGCUGGAGGCCGUGAAAGAGCCAGAAAUAAAGGGCUGCAAGGCUGGGCAUGGGGCUGGGCUCAGGUCCAUCACCACUUUUUCUCCCAACUCUGUACACUUUGGAAACACAACACUUACAUCACUACUCGCUGCACAUGGAGUCGUACCCGCGCGCCCAGUUCCUGCCGUUCGAGAUAAUUCAGCAUAUUGCCCAGUAUGGUAUAGCCGGCAAGGGUGCCCAAGUCGUGCCCGCAUGCAGUGUGCUGGGCAAAGACAUACGCGAGCCAACCCAAAUCCAGGGCAUGCUGUGGGCGUGCCGCGCUUGGCGCUGUGCAGCCCUGCCUUUGUAUAGCUCGACGGCGACGGUCCGCGGCCGGUCUGACGCCCGCACGCUCUACUGGGGUCGGCGGGGGCUUACGAGCCGCAAGGCAUCGUCCCUGGGCUGGUCGCAUCACGUGCAGAAGGUUGUUAUCGUAGCCUCAUCGAUGGGUGUGAUUGCUGAUGAGGUUCUGCAGGAGCUGGGUGCCUCCUGCUUGUUUGCCAAUGCCACACAUGCAGAACUGCAGGUGUUUGGGAGCGACCAUGGCAGGGUGGAUGUUGGCGGGAUUAUGAAGGCGAUGCCGGUGGUGAUGCCUGGACUGAGCCGAGUGGAUUUGGGCGUGCGCAAGGCAUGGGUGGCGGGCGUGGAGGGACAUCUGGUUCAGAAUGUUGAUCUUGUGGCGUGUCCGGCGCCCCAGUUCUCCACCCCCACGGUUAAGCUCAAGAGUCUGACGAUUGACCCGUCCGGGCCAGAUCCGCAGUCGUGCUUUGCGCUAGCGCGUCGCUGCGCGUCGACCUUGGAGUCGCUGACCGCGCGGUACAUCCAUAUUCACGAUUGUAUCCAGCUCAUCCAGGACUCGCACGGGCGUAGCACCGAGUAUCCGAAUCUCAAGCAUCUGGAAAUUGACGCUCUGGGCGCCUAUGAGGACAAUGCCCUGGCUACGCGCUUGGCGCCGCCUGGCAUUCCGUUCCCGAACCUCCAGCAUCUGGGCUGCAAGUCCGCGUAUCCGUUUGCCAACGACGUGCUGUUGCGUGGAUGCCAUGCGUCGUUGCUGAAGCUGGAGAUUGCUGUUGAUGCAGCCUUGGCUGGCCAGCUGUUCCCGCCUGAUUCCUCAGAGGACCUGCUGCUGGCAAAGUGCUUGCAGCUGCGGGAGCUGGAGAUCCAGGUCAUCACCCGUAGUGGAGCGUCGGACGAUAGGAACCGCGUGCUGCACGACCGUGUGCUUCAUCUGGCGUUCGCUGCGCCGUUGCUUAACCGACUGCGCAUCUGCUAUCCAAACUCUCAGGCUGCGGAGUACAAAGACAGGCAGGGGUGACUGCACCCCCGUGUCCUCUGCUGAUCGGCAUAGUGGGGGAGGACCGCGGGCUGAGAAUGCAAUGCGUCUACUCUGUUAGUGGUAAUGCUCUUUGAUGUGCGGUUUACCCAGAAUGCUAUUAUCUGUUUCCCGUUAUAGUUCGGCCCUUGAGGUCUGGAAAUCGGCCAGGCCAGGUAUGCGGC